CAGGAAGUAUUCUGCAGCAAAAAACAAUUCCUCUUUUGUUGUAUUGUAAAGUGCUUUAGUAGAGAGUAUACCACUGUCUCACUGUAAAGUUAAUGUCUUCUGUGAUGGUUAGGUGCCACAAAAAGAGGAAUGCACGAGAUAGUUGAGAAACUUGAUAGUCUCUUAUGUCAUAUGGAUCAUGCAGUGUGGAUCUCAUCAAUUCAGAGAGUUAACUAACUAAUGGUGGUUUUGUAGCCAGCAAUCAGCUGUCAGGUUUGCUAACUAGGUACAUUUGAGUUGCAAUGAUGGUUAUUUACAGUGCCUCAAGCUAUGUUCUCUUAGGUUUGGCAAACCUAAUCAUCAUGUCUGCAUGUAUGGACUAUUGUGAUACUAUUGAAAGCUGUCAAAGUCAUGAUGACACUGUGUCAGACAGACACCACUACAUUCAUGCUUUCAACUUCAACAAGAGUGUGGAGAAACACUUGCACGAUUUUGACCACUUCAAACUGUCAUGUAAAAAGCUAAUAGAAGCCUUCCCCCUUGAUCAAGUGGAUGGCAUCUUUGUUCGCUCUGUGAAGAACUGCAUUUUUUUCAGAGUCUGACCCAACCCCACUCAAAGGCCCUCUGAGACUUGUGGCUGUUUCUAAGGAGGUAAUUGAGGGAAUGUUGGAUCUAGAUGUUGCUGUGUCCCAGUCAGAGAAUUUCCUACAGUACUUCAGUGGUGGUAGACUUUUUCCUGGAUCCAGCCCUCUGACACACAGAUAUGGGGGUCACCAGUUUGGGUACUGGGCAGGUCAGUUAGGAGAUGGUCGACCACAUCUCCUUGGUGAAUAUACUAGCAGAAAGGGUGAAAGAUGGGAACUCCAGCUCAAAGGCUCUGGAAAGACUCCAUAUUCAAGGUCAGGAGAUGGCCGUGCUGUGGUCCGCUCCUCAGUCAGAGAGUUCCUCUGCAGUGAGGCCAUGCACUUCCUGGGUGUUCCUACCAGCAGAGCUGCCAGCCUUAUUGUAAGUGAAGAGGCAGUGUGGAGGGACCAGUUCUACAAUGGGGAAGUAAAGAAGGAGAGAGGAGCGGUUGUUCUGCGGCUGGCCACGUCAUGGUUCCGGAUUGGAUCAUUGGAGAUUCUGGCUAAAGCUGAAGAGCUUGAUCUUUUAAGGAAAUUGUUGGACUUUGUGAUACAGGAGCAUUUUCCUUCCAUUGAUUCAAAUGAUCCAGACAAAUAUUUGAUAUUUUACUCCAGGGUUGUGAAUGAGACCGCUCACCUCAUUGCCCAGUGGAUGUCUAUUGGCUUUGCACAUGGAGUAUGCAACACUGACAACUUCAGCCUCUUGUCUAUCACCAUUGACUACGGACCGUUUGGCUUUAUGGAAGCCUACAACCCAAAUUUUGUCCCCAACACAUCUGAUGGGGAGAGGAGGUACAGUAUCGGGGCUCAGGCCAAUGUUGGUCUGUUCAACCUGGAGAAACUUCUAGAAGCCCUAACUCCAGUGCUGACCCUAGAACAGAGGCAAGGGGCUGGGCAAGUACUGAAAGGGUACCCACAUAUAUACCAGAUGAGAUUUCACAAGCUGUUUAAGGCUAAGUUAGAUUUACUUGGCGAGGAGGAGGAGGAUGAAUAUCUCAUUGCAUUUCUGCUCAAGCUAAUGGAGGACACAGGUGCAGACUUCACCAUGACCUUCAGACAGCUGAGUGAAGCCUCAAUGCAGCAACUUCACAACAUGUCCAACUUACAGGUGAUGUGGGCCCUGCAGAACCUGGCUUCCCAUAAGCUGUACCCAGAGUGGGUCAGCAUGUACCUGCAUAGACUAAAAAGGCAGGGAGGUGAUUCUGAUGAGGAUCGUCAACACAGGAUGAAAAGGAUCAAUCCCAGAUACGUGCUGCGGAACUGGAUGGCAGAGUCUGCAGUACGGAAGGCUGAGGGGAAUGAUUUCUCUGAGGUGAAGCUGCUGCAGCAGACACUGGUACAACCCUACCUCACACAGGACGUAGCAGAGGAGGCGGGGUAUGCAGCACAACCCCCAUGGUGGGCCCAGGGGUUAAAGGUCAGCUGUUCCUCCUGAGUGACGCCUCUGCCUCAAUGACAGGACUCAUAUUUGCAGUGUAUUCAGAAUGUGUUCACUGCAAAACAUUUCUCUUGAACACCUCAUUUGGGAUAACCAGUUUCUGCAUUGUAAAGCAUCUGAUGUUUGACUUUUCACAAUUAUCUUCCUAGCUAUAGUGGUGGAAUUAUUCUGGAACUAUACAUUUAGUUCAGUACUUUGCACAAAAAACAUUCACGCAACUGUUGGAUGACCAGAACCCUGAUUGCUGACCUCAUGUAAUUCAAGGAAAGGGCACAGAUGCAAUUUUGGAAACACUCAUAUCAUGUAAUGAAAUUGAAUUUAUAAUACAGAAUCAUGCUGAGCAACAUUACCCUUUCAUGUUUUAGAAAACAACAUUCUCCCUCACCUCCAAGACACAUUCAAACAGUAAUACUCUAGCCUAGAGGAAAUGCUCCCACUUUUCAACCUCAUUCAUCCAGCACCAUACCAGUCUACAUGUAUGAAAAUGGCAUGUUUCUACACACCCGUUCAAAAGUUUGGGGUCACUUUGAAAUUUCCUUGUUUUUCGAAAAAAAAAAAAGCAAUGUUUU
Coregonus clupeaformis (lake whitefish) is the source of this 2609-nucleotide messenger RNA. Its product is annotated as protein adenylyltransferase SelO. The transcript is spliced from 19 exons. The record is from RefSeq and is a predicted model, not a curated record. NCBI's taxonomy places the organism in Eukaryota, Metazoa, Chordata, Actinopteri, Salmoniformes, Salmonidae. The coding region runs from base 643 to 2037 and encodes 464 amino acids.